AUGAAGUUCAUCACCUCUAUCAUCCUCCUCCUUUCCAGCGUUGCCUUGGUGGCUGCUACGCCGGUGGAGAGCUCAGAGAAUGCUGCGAACACUAUCGGGAGAUGUUUCGGUGGUGUGUGUCAGAUCAAUGGACAUAACCAUGGGUGUCAAACUGGAAAUUGUCGACCUGUACAGGAUGAUGGAAAGUCUUGCAAUAAUAACGGUGGCAAAGUUCACUGUCCUUAG
This is a messenger RNA of Aspergillus wentii DTO 134E9, 225 nucleotides long. RefSeq lists its product as uncharacterized. The transcript is spliced from 4 exons. The record is from RefSeq and is a predicted model, not a curated record. Lineage: Eukaryota; Fungi; Ascomycota; Eurotiomycetes; Eurotiales; Aspergillaceae. Bases 1 to 225 code for a protein of 74 amino acids.